CCUAGCAACAAUGCAACGUCCCCUCCUUCUCGCCACGUCCUUCCUGUGGCAAGCACGCCACGAAGGUACCGCCAGUGGCCUGAGCGUGUGAACGAGAUCCAUCCAGAUCUCAGCGCUCCACACGUCCUGACCUCCCUUGCUUUCCAUAUCUCCAGGAUAGCCGAGUCGCUCAAAAGGAUGAGGCUCAUUAAUAAGCACGUGCUGCAUGACUUGUACCGUUCGGAUCAAACGACGUCGACAAUCUUCACCAAACAGCAUCUAAGCAGACUUGCCUUCUCGAGUAUUGAUUUUUACGUGAUUCUUGAUAACCCUACGUGGUCAUACAACGACCAUCCAUUCAUGCCUUUGUCGCCUAGCCGUGGUUUGCUGAUCAGAUCGUCGUUCCGAACAAAGGCCCCCAUCAUGGCCCACAGUAGCACCAGCGCCAGCACCAGAACCAGCCCGUUACCCCCACUCCCGUUACCCGACGGAAUCGCCUCCAAUUACGUCUCCUGCCCCAUUGUCGACCUUACCUUCCACUAUCUGGAGGCUGGUUACGAUCCUUCUCGUUCCAAACCGCUGAUCCUGCUCCUUCAUGGCUACCCAGAGCUCGCCUUCUCCUGGCGCAAGAUCAUGCCCGCCCUCGCCUCGGCGGGCUACCACGUCGUUGCGCCAGACCAGCGGGGAUUCGGACGCACGACCGGAUGGGACGACCGGCCCUACGCCGAGUGCGACCUGUCCGGCUUUACCAUGACACGGCUCGUGCGCGACAUCGUCGUGUUCGUGUCCGCCCUGGGUCACAGGGAGGUGCACUGCGUGGUGGGCCACGACUUCGGCGCCGUAAGCGCGGGCUCGUGUGCGCUGUUCCGGCCGGACAUAUUCAAGGCACUGGUCCUGAUGUCGCACCCGUGGAAGGCGAUUCCCAACCCUCCUUUUGCAACGGCACGCCAGCGCGAUCCGAGCGGCCACGACAGUUCGGGCAUCGUGGGGACGGACGUGACGAGCGAGCUUGCCGCGCUUGAUCCGCCGCGCAAGCAUUACAAGUGGUACCACUCGUCCGCUCCCGCCGCGCAGGACAUGCUCUCGGCGCCGCAAGGUCUGAAGGCCUUCCUGCGCGGAUACUUCCACGUCAAGUCCGCCGAUUACAGCCGCAACGACCCUCAGCCGCUCAAGGCGUGGACCGCCCAGGAGCUGGCCAAGAUGCCGGAGUACUACAUCAUGCCGCGGGAUCUAACCAUGCCUCAGACCGUAGCCUCCAUGAUGGCCACCGAGGACGCCUCCAAAACCCUGCGUUGGCUGCCCGAACCCGACCUGGACGUGUACGUCCAGGAGUGGGGCCGCACCGGCUUCCAGGGCGGGCUGAACUGGUACCGCGCGCAGACGGACGCGAGGCAGUCCGCCGACGUGCUGCUCUUCACCGGCAAGACGAUUGAGGUGCCGUGCAAGUUCGUGAGCGGCAGGCAGGACUGGGGCAACUACCAGCAGCCCGGGGCGAUCGAGAAGAUGGGCGACGUGUGCACGGAUUUCCGGGGCGUCAAGUUCGUGGAGGGAGCGGGGCACUGGCCGCAGCAGGAGCAGCCAGCCGCGGUCGCGGAGGAGAUUCUGGAGUUUGUGAAGGGGCUGUGAGCUGCAGGCUUGUAGGUGAUGCGAGACAGGAGGCUACGAACGAUGGGGCGAUGGAGCGCACGGCUCGACGACGAGACCUUGGGCUGUGCGGUUUUCAUACGGUCCACGAAACGACCCGCUGACAAUCAGGGCUUUCUGGCAGCUAUUGGGGGUGAAGCAACGGGGCAAUGCAUUCGGAUUCGCAACGCAACAGCCGAGAAAGCGUUGGCUGAACAGCGCGGAGGAUGGCAGGGUGAGAGGGAGAGAAGGAAGGGAAGGGAGGAGCACGAGAUGAGCUCGCCCAAAGUGAAAUAUCUACGCAUCGAUUAUGUAGCAAAGCAUCUUGACGCAGACAGUCUUUCGAACCAGG
Molecule: messenger RNA, 1954 nt
Organism: Verruconis gallopava
Lineage: Eukaryota; Fungi; Ascomycota; Dothideomycetes; Venturiales; Sympoventuriaceae
Exons: 2
Coding region: 178-1605 (475 amino acids)
Molecular function (GO): hydrolase activity
Source: RefSeq, a predicted model, not a curated record